AUGGAGGGCUGUAAGUCCUACGGCUUGUCGACACACGUCGUGGCCGGCCAGGCAGCCCGCGUUGUGAAUGAGAAUGUAUGGUGGACUGAAUAUAUGUGGCGCUUGCAUGCAUGGGCUUCCUGGAAGGCCACAACUCUGACAGCACGGGCUUCCUGGCAGCCCGCGCUGAUGUACACGUAUUCUCUGUGGGCCCACUGCGCGCGUGGCAUUCCUGGAAGGCCACGCGCGGGCUUCCUGGCAGCCCAUACUGAUGUAGGUGUAGACUCCGACAGCGUGGGCUUCCUGGCAGCCCGCGCUGAUGAAGCGUGUGUGGGUGGCUACACGCGCCAUACGUGUACCAGUAAGCAUAUGACUGUCACCGUGGGCCGCCUGGCUGCCCGCGCAUGGCUGGGAGUGACUGUAGUUUACUACUUCUACACUGUCCCCCUCCACGACAUCUCCACCCUCGAGGGCCCAUCCAUCCUUGCGCACGACACCACCGUUCUCGUCUCCCGCUUCCUACUUGCGCACACCGCACAGAGCGCACUCGAAACCCCCGCUGGCGACGACAAAACGAAGGGCGGACUGGCACCGCAGAGAGGAGUGCUGGGCUCGUCCGCAGACGACACAGCGCCGACCACGAAUACGCGCUACCUCUAG
This is a messenger RNA of Pleurotus ostreatus (oyster mushroom), 639 nucleotides long. RefSeq lists its product as uncharacterized. The transcript is spliced from 7 exons. Bases 1 to 639 code for a protein of 212 amino acids. Lineage: Eukaryota; Fungi; Basidiomycota; Agaricomycetes; Agaricales; Pleurotaceae. The record is from RefSeq and is a predicted model, not a curated record.